Paraphaeosphaeria sporulosa is the source of this 1836-nucleotide messenger RNA. Its product is annotated as phospholipase D/nuclease. The coding region runs from base 1 to 1836 and encodes 611 amino acids. Gene Ontology annotation, biological process: single strand break repair; double-strand break repair. Gene Ontology annotation, cellular component: nucleus. The transcript has 4 exons. Lineage: Eukaryota; Fungi; Ascomycota; Dothideomycetes; Pleosporales; Didymosphaeriaceae. The record is from RefSeq and is a predicted model, not a curated record. Gene Ontology annotation, molecular function: 3'-tyrosyl-DNA phosphodiesterase activity; single-stranded DNA binding; double-stranded DNA binding.
AUGACGAGUGCAGAAAGUGACCACGAAGGUCCUCCGACCAAGCGGCGGAAGCUAGAUUUAGACAUCACCGAUACAGGAUGCACGCCGCCAUCGAUCUCAGAAGAAGCUGUUACAGGCGAGGCGAACACAACCAGCCUGCAGCGACCUAUCAGCCCGCCGCCCUUACGCAGCAGACACCAUACGCCACGCUCGCCGACGCCGCCUACAUCGCAACUUCAUCUGCUAGUUGAUGAGCACGUGAGCGAAUCGUCACGGGCACCCGCAGAUGAAACGGCGGAGCCGUUAUGCAGCCCUACAGAGCUCAAGUUUGUCAGGUCGCCUUUUCAGCUCACAAGGAUCAGAGAUCUGGCGCCGCACCAGAAUGCAGAUGCGGUGGGGCUGAGGGACAUUCUGGGAGAUCCUAUGAUCAAGGAGUGCUGGAAUUUCAAUUAUUUGUUCAGUGUGGACUUUGUGAUGAGCCAUUUCGACGCGGAUAUUAGAGACAUCGUCAAGGUCAAAAUCAUACACGGAUUUUGGAAAAACGAAGACCAGAGAAGGAUUGCACUCCUGGAAGCAGCAGAGCGCUACCCGAAUAUUCAACUCAUACCCGCAUAUAUGCCGGACCCAUUCGGAACUCAUCAUACCAAGAUGAUAAUUUUGUUCCGACAUGACGACUUCGCCCAGGUAGUCAUCCAUACUGCGAAUAUGAUCGAACGAGAUUGGACCAACAUGACGCAAGCUGUAUGGAGAUCACCUCUGUUGCCUCUUCAGACAUCACCUACACCAUCUUUAGCCAAUGCCGCGGUCCCGAUCGGCACUGGGGGACGCUUCAUGAAAGACCUCCUCUGUUACUUCAAUGCAUAUGGUAACCGACUCCACGCCCUGACAGAGCAGCUGAUUAACUACGAUCCCUCUGCUAUCCGAGCAGCCUUCCUCGGAAGCGCACCUUCACGCCAAAAACCUGCCAACGCAAGACCAUCCUCACAAACCUCGUUCGGCUGGCUCGGUCUCAAAGAGAUCCUCUCAGCCAUACCAGUCCAGCCGAAAACUUCCACCCCCAACAUCGUGGCUCAAAUAUCGUCCAUAGCCACCCUCGGCGCAACUCCCGUCUGGCUCAACCACUUCCGCUCCGUACUCAACCGUACCGAAUCCCCAAUUCCGACCAUCUUCUCCCCGGCCUCCAAAAGUCCUCCUCCUACCCUAAAUAUCAUCUUCCCGACCGCCCCCGAAAUCCGCACCUCCCUUGACGGUUACGCCUCCGGUGCUUCCAUCCACACGAAAAUUCAAUCUCCAGCGCAGCAGAAACAACUCGAGUACUUACGCCCUCACUUCUGCCACUGGAAAUACCAAGACCCUCCCGCUCCUCCAGCACUUUGCACUCCGCGGCAGCAGAGGCACGAGGCCCAUCGCGGCCCGGCAGCGCCGCAUAUCAAGACGUACGUGCGGUUUGCGGAUGAGCGGCGGACGACGAUCAACUGGGUGAUGGCGACAAGUGCGAAUUUGAGCAAGCAGGCGUGGGGGGAGGUGGAGAACAAAAAAGGGGAGGUGUGGGUGCAGAGUUAUGAGGCGGGGGUCGUGGUGUGGCCUGGUUUGUUCCGCGAUGGGAGGGAUGGUGGGGAUGCUAUGAUGGUGCCAGUGUUUGGGAGGGAUGUGCCGAUAGCUGGAGAUGUGGAUGGCAUGGUUGGAGAAGGUGGUGAGGACGAGGAGAACGGUAAGGGGGGGUGUAGUACGGUGGUUGGGUUCCGCAUGCCAUAUGACUUGCCGCUGAGUCCGUACGGGGAGGAUGAGGUACCUUGGUGUGCGACGCUGCCGGAUAGCGAAGAGGACUGGAUGGGCAGGGUAUGGAAUGGGUAUUAG